AUUUUUGUGUGUUUGUCAGGCUUCAGAGGAGGCGUCGAAAUGUCUGGUGGCGAUGAAGGAGAUCCUGUACGGCACUAACGACAAGGAGCCACACACAGAAACGGUGGCCCAACUGGCCCAAGAGCUCUACAACAGCGGCCUGCUCAUCUCACUGGUGGAAAACCUGCAGGUCAUCGAUUUUGAGGGUAAAAAGGACGUUUGUCAGAUCUUCAACAACAUCCUGCGCAGGCAGAUCGGGACCCGCAGCCCAACGGUGGAAUAUUUCUGCUCUCAUCAGGAAGUUCUUUUCAUCUUACUCAAAGGGUAUGAGACUCCUCAGGUGGCAUUGAAUUGUGGGAUUAUGCUGCGUGAGUGCAUCCGGCAUGAACCUCUCGCCAAAAUCGUCCUCCACUCUGAACACUUUAAAGAUUUCUUCAGCUAUGUGGAGAUGUCCACAUUUGACAUCGCCUCUGACGCGUUUGCCACCUUCAAGGAUCUGCUCACAAGACACAAGGUUCUGGUGGCGGAAUUUUUAGAACAGAACUAUGACGCGGUUUUUGAUAACUAUGAGAAACUGCUUCACUCUGAGAACUACGUGACCAAGAGACAGUCGUUGAAGCUGCUGGGUGAACUGCUCCUGGACAGACACAACUUCACAGUCAUGACACGGUACAUCAGUAAACCAGAGAACCUGAAGCUCAUGAUGAACCUCCUGAGAGACAAGAGCCCCAACAUUCAGUUUGAGGCUUUCCAUGUCUUCAAGGUGUUUGUGGCCAAUCCAAAUAAAACACAGCCCAUCGUAGACAUUCUAUUGAAGAACCAAACGAAACUCAUCGACUUCCUUAGCAACUUUCAGAAGGAUCGCACAGACGACGAGCAGUUUAACGACGAAAAGACGUACCUCGUCAAACAAAUACGAGACCUAAAGAAGCCAGCCUCCUAAACUCUAGCUAUUGCAGUAUUAAGGAAAAAAAACAAAAAACACAAAAAAUAUAUUAACAAUAAUAAUUCUAUUUAAAAUCUUGAAAAACGUGUCUUUUCUUAGUUCUGAUGCUUACAAAAGAAAGUUCCGGAUCAUUGAUGUUCUCUGUUCUUAUUUGCUUUUCUUUUUCUUCCUUUCAUGUUUUAUUGCAAUCUCUUGUGCCAUGAUAGGAUGUUUUAAAAGUAAGAAUCAGCCAGUUUGAGUUAUGGGAAGAACCAUCUAAGAACAUCAAGACACCGUGCAGAUGAGGAAGUACAGGUAAACUUUCAUUUUCCGUUUCCGGGUGUUUUUCGCGAGCAUGGACACUCUACGUUCUCCAUGGUACCAACAGCGCCACAACACGGCAGUUUCGCUAUGCUAGAAGAGAUUGUGUUGUUUGGAUAUUGCUGGAAAAGAGGUGAAAUUCCCAAAAGAUUAAUUAUGAGCUGUUGAUUUUCUCUUGAUGACUUGUAACUGCACUAAUCUUUUCAUGGCCUUUCUCAUUCGCCCGAACACUACAAACCUGAUGAUUUCCUCCCUGUUCUUUUUAUUCUGUUCGUGUUUUAUAAGAAUUAUUUAGAAGGAUGAAUUCAUUUAUCAGUAUUUUAAUGAUUGUUUAUCUGAGCUGAAACAGAAAGAGCAUCUGUGGGUCUUCAUGUACAUUCUGAGUUGCUGCCAGGCCGUUUCUCUCACCAGAAAGCAUUGCUAUUUUGUUUUUAUAUAUUUUUAUUUGAUGUUUACCUACAUUUUAAAAAAGACAAGCGCUGAUUUUACUCUCAAGGUGGUUGCCGUUUUAGAAGAAUCUUGAAAAAUCAACUUUGGCACUAAGUGAACCAGUGUAUAUUCCAACUCGUAGAUUUCCUGUAGAUCAGUGAGGUAUAGCUAUAGUGCUGUGGUAUUACUAUUGUAUGCUCUAUACUAUAGUAACCCUAGUGCUAUAGUAUUUCUUAACUUUAGUACAUCAUACUAAAGUACUUUUUAUACUGUAGUGCAGUUGUAGUAUAAUAUUCAUUUCUGUACUAUUGUAUACCUUUUACUGUAGUAUAUUUCGUGCUAUAACCCAUGAUUCAUCUGUCUUUGAUGAUUUUGACAGAAGUAGAUUGUUGCAUAGUUGAAAAACAAGAUGAAAUGAGGACACAAAUGUACAAACAGGUGCCUUUUGUUCUUGAGUUGUUCAUUUACUAUUUUGCUCAUUUUUUUUAUUUGAGAAGAAAUUUUGGAAGGGGGAGCUUAAUUUCUUUUUAUUGUUUUGAAUAUGUUCUCAUUGAGCAUAUUUAGCUUUAUUAAGCAAUGAACCUCUUUAACUCACUAUAUUUGAGUUAUGCUGUUGAAGAAAAUUCAUUAAAUUUCAUUCUUUUUUCCUCUAUAGUACAUUGAUUGUUUUAUUGCGAUCGCCUUUAGGUUUAUGGGAUGAAAUAUGCUUUGGUGGUUAAGACCCAUCACUCACCGUGUGAAACAAAUUCAUUUGUACUCUAAAGCAACUAUUUUCAAAUUAUUCGCAUGAAGCCAAAUUUAUUCAAUAUAUUUGUCAGCAGUUACAUUGAAGAUGCCAAAACAUGUUCAAAAUUUGAAUUUCAAUUUUUCCUACUACACAUACAGGUGCAGUUUCCAUCUGAAAUGCUAAUAGUACCAUUUCAAUAAAGACCAACUGAAGCAUUA
Messenger RNA from Sinocyclocheilus grahami, 2599 nucleotides. RefSeq names its product calcium binding protein 39-like (gene cab39l). The record is from RefSeq and is a predicted model, not a curated record. The coding region runs from base 53 to 922 and encodes 289 amino acids. The transcript has 7 exons. Gene Ontology annotation, biological process: intracellular signal transduction. NCBI's taxonomy places the organism in Eukaryota, Metazoa, Chordata, Actinopteri, Cypriniformes, Cyprinidae. Gene Ontology annotation, molecular function: protein serine/threonine kinase activator activity.